Molecule: messenger RNA, 2197 nt
Organism: Medicago truncatula (barrel medic)
Lineage: Eukaryota; Viridiplantae; Streptophyta; Magnoliopsida; Fabales; Fabaceae
Exons: 16
Coding region: 122-1990 (622 amino acids)
Molecular function (GO): protein binding
Source: RefSeq, a predicted model, not a curated record
AACGAGAGAGUAUCUAGUAGUGUUGCAAUAACAAGUCAUUGCUUAGACUCUAUUCCAUAAAUUCUCUCGUGCGUGUUUCUUCUUCGCAUUUUCACCGAAAAUACAAUUCCGGUUAGAUACAAUGGUGGAGGAAGCUCCGCCUUCUUCACUGAUUACUCUCUGUAUCGAUCAUCUCGCUAACCAACUCCUCUUCGGGGAAGAUGAAGUUAUUGCUAUUAUUCCAGUUAUAUAUGAACUUCCAUCACAUUUGCUAGAUGAUUUGAUUUCGCGUUUAACUCCUCAUGCAUUGUAUCAUUUCCACCUUCACAUGCCAUUUCAGGAUGUAAAUGAGGAAGAUUUUUCGCGUGAUGACUCAACGAACAACAAGAGAAAACGUUCCAGGGAUUGGAAUCUAAAUACAGCCUGGCAGAAGUUGUUUGAGUUGCGGUGGCCUGAUCUCAUUAAUCAGAUUCAACCAUCCGACUGGCAGAAAGCAUAUUGGGAAGCCCAUUUGCAAAACUGUCUGGAUGAAGCAGCAGAGAUAGCACUAAUCUCACCUUUUAAAGGACGUCUUGCGGACAUAAAUAUUUCUGAGAGCAUACUGCGCCAUAUUGGUUUUGUGAGACUUGCAGAGCAUGAAUAUGAUAAAUAUUCAAAACUCUCUUAUCAUUGCCUACAAUUUGGAAGCCAUGUGAGUUGUCUGAGACUGCAGAAUAUUCUGUGCUCUGCAGAAACUACUCGUUUAUUGAGAGAAUGCAAGCUGCAGAGUAUGGUGGUAAGAUGUAUCCGAUCUGUGGAACAAGUUAAUGGAUUAUGCAGACUGAUCAAUCAACAUAGCAGGACAUUAACGUCCCUGGAGUUUAUUCACUGCACACUCUACGAAAAUUUUCUUAAUACACUACUUGAUUCUGUUGUCAGAAAGAGCGUACAUAAAUAUGCGCUCCAAAAACACGGGCUCCAACACCUCUCAAUCGUCUCCUCAAGUUUCGGACCAUGCACUGGUUCUUUACCUACUGGGCUUCAAUCACUCUUGUCUUCAGCAAGGUCCAUGUGCUCAUUAAAACUAUGUGGCAGUCGCCUUGGACGGAAUUUUGCAAAAGCUCUUUUUGUGACUCUUCUCAGUGUUUCCUCAUGCAUAUCUGUCCUUGACCUUGCUGAGAAUGAAAUAUCGGGAUGCCUUUCUCACUUUAACAGGAGAGUACCAAGUUAUUUACGCGAGUCACAUAUUGGAAUUGGAGAGUCCUUGCAACUCUUGCGUGUACUCAACCUGAGGGGGAACAAUCUACGGAAAGAUGAUGCAGAAAAUCUUGGAUAUGCUUUUGCAUACAUGCCUAACUUGGAGGACCUAGAUAUAAGUGACAAUCCAAUUGAGGAUGAAGGACUCAGGUAUUUGAUCCCAUAUUUUGCUGGAACAUCUGAAAUGUGCUCCCGCCUGGCUUGUUUGAAAUUAGAGGCUUGUGACCUGUCCUGUGAUGUAGUUAACCAUCUACUAGAUUCCCUUCCCGUCCUCAACGGAACAUUGAAGUCUCUUUCCAUUGCUGAAAAUUGCCUUGGAAGCAAAGUAGCAGGAGCUUUAGGAAGGUUUUUGAGCACACCUAUCGAAGUACUUGAUGCAUCAGGCAUUGAUUUGCUUCCAUCUGGUUUUCUAGAGCUUCAAAAUAUGCUGACGAUAGAGGAGGAGCUUAGUUUGGUGAUAAUUAAUAUAAGCAAAAACCGUGGUGGGAUCCAAACUGCCAGGUUUUUGUCAAAACUCUUGCCACAGGCUCCACGACUUGUUGACGUGAAUGCAUCAAGUAAUUGUAUGCCUAUUGAAUCACUGUCCAUCAUCUCCUCUGCAUUAAAGUUUGCAAAAGCUGCAGGUAAUGUUCUGAAUUUGGACUUGACGGGACAUGACUGGGACUAUACGCCAGAGCUUACUUCCCUUUGCACUGAAUUUGUACAUAAUGGAAAGCCUAUAUUGAUGCUUCCAGUAUCAUCGGCCACUGCUGCUCCUAUUGAUCAUGAUCCUUAGAAAACAAUUUUCUUUGAUUUCAACUAGUGUUCAUGCUCAAACUGGUUUAAAUUAAAUAAAUUAAAACUGUAGGCAGAUAAAAAAAAACUUAAAAAACCGCACAAAACCACAUUAUUAGAUGUUAUUGGAUUUUUUUGUUGUUGUGAAAACUGCUCGGAUUUCAGAUUUCCCAACUUUUUCAAAAUCAAACCAAACCAAAUAAAAAAA